AUGAGAUGGAGAUGUGGGGGCUUGUAUUAUCUAUCGUCGUCGUCGUCGUCGUCGUUUUUGUUUUAGUGGUUUCCUUUUUGUAUGUUAUGUUGGUUUAAGUUUAUUGAGGUUCAUCGUUGGGCGCCCCCUGGGACCUCGGUGCUUUGACGUACGACGCGGACAUCCGGGGACCCUGCCCACCAACAAAACAGAAUGGCUUCACGGCGAAGAGAAGUCGUCACCAUGAUCAGAUCUAUAGCUGGCUCAUCAUCCCUCCAAGACCAGGCUCCAGUAUCAGAAGAAACACCAAAUAUCACACUCCAACCAAACGCAACAAUCAUGAACUUCGGCGUAUCAACAAAUGAACCAAACGGAGGAUCAGCUGGCCAUGCCAAUGGACAAUCAGCGAGUUCGACACUCCGUGGGGUUGGGACGACGCAUCAUUUCGAUACGCAUAAGAUCGUGAAGAACUUAGAGGCAAGUGGGUACACACACGGACAAGCUACGGUGAUGAUGAAGGCACUGAGGGCUUUGUUGGUGAUUAAGGUUGAGACUGCCAAGGCUGAGUAUUUGUCUCGUGUGGAUCUCGCGAAUCAAACAUAUUUAUUUAAAGCCGCUAUGGCCGAACUACGGCAGGAGACUAUCGCCUUCCGCCGCUCCAGAUCCGAAGCCCUCCACGCCGAACUGGUCGCCCUCCAACAGGCAACCGACUCCCUCGAGCAACACAUCUCCGAACGCAUUGUCUACCUCAACAACGAAACCGCCAUCGACGUCAACUCCUAUAAAGCCGGAAACCGGGCCGUCACAAACGCGAGGGAUAUAAGUAUCCAGGAAUUGGGGCAUAAGUUGACGGUCGCAUUGAGUAGGUUGGGGACAACUGUGGAGAGAAAUCGGUGGAUUGUUACGAAGUAUUAUUUUACUGGGGUGAUCUGUUUUGCGUUCAUGAUGAUUUCUAUUGUGAAUGUGACUAUGGAGGAGGACGAGCCGCCUGAUAUGGGGAAACAGAUGUCGAUACUGGCGAAAUGGAGGGCGAAAUGGAGGGCGAAAAGGAAGGAUUGGGGGAGGGAUCCGGGGAGGGAUCGGGAGGAGAAGCAUGGGGGUGGACAUGAGGUUGAGGAUGAUGGACGGAGGUGGAGGUUGAGGGAUACGGCAAAAGGGGCUACGGAGGUUGCGUGGGUGUCGUUGGGAUGAUGCAUUCGGCGUUACGGGCGUUACUAUACACACUCGAUACCCUAAUUCACCUCGCACCACACAAAAAGUAUGGAGAGGGUUGAAGGGAAAACAGUCAGAUACGGCCAUACCAUGAUGAAAGCACAGGAUCCCGUCCGAUCUCCUAAGUUAAGCAUCAUAGGGCCCAGUCAGUACUAGCGUGGGAGACCAGCUGGGAAUACUCGGGUGCUGUAUCUUUUCUCUUUUGCACUCCUCAGCUUUUUAGUUCUUGUUCUUGUUGGAACACGGACACUGGGGGACGGGCGACAUUCAUGUCUCGCAAUAAUGAUAUUUUAAGCUCGCCC
This is a messenger RNA of Saitoella complicata NRRL Y-17804, 1493 nucleotides long. RefSeq lists its product as uncharacterized. The coding region runs from base 193 to 1170 and encodes 325 amino acids. The record is from RefSeq and is a predicted model, not a curated record. The transcript has 3 exons. Lineage: Eukaryota; Fungi; Ascomycota; Saitoellomycetes; Saitoellales; Saitoellaceae. Gene Ontology annotation, cellular component: mitochondrion.